Messenger RNA from Acipenser ruthenus (sterlet), 2003 nucleotides. RefSeq lists its product as uncharacterized. Bases 292 to 1914 code for a protein of 540 amino acids. The record is from RefSeq and is a predicted model, not a curated record. NCBI's taxonomy places the organism in Eukaryota, Metazoa, Chordata, Actinopteri, Acipenseriformes, Acipenseridae. The transcript has 4 exons.
GAGUUGUUGGUUUAUCAGUUGUACAGGCGACACUGCAGAGUACCAUUUGAGAGCAUGCUCCUCCAAACAGGAAGGUCUCGUUUGCGGACGCGGCGGGGCUGGACGUGAAGUUUUUUCGGAAGUUUGACCAGCCUGAGUCCUGUGGAAUUUCGGUGUCCGCGAAACGGACAGCGUGCAGACCUAACAGAGCGCAGAAUUACGCGGUGCUUCCCAGAAUUAGACCAUCAAAAGCGCAUUUUAAAGCCGACGGUACAGAACAGAUUUGAAGCUGAAUAUCGGGAACCAGAAGACAUGGACAACGAAAUAAGCAGGAGCUCCAAUGGUGUGGAGGUGAGCACGGACGCAGUCAAACCAGCACCAGAAAUUCAAACAGAGGUUAAAGAUGUGUCAAGUCCUUCACCCAAAACCAAGGAAAUCAACACAGACCCACAUUCAAUUUUAACAGAGGCCAUCCUGUUACCAGUACCCCCAAAUGAGCCCCCCGCCUCCCCAGGAUCUCCCCCAGAGACUAGCCCCAAGACCAGCCACGAGGUAUCAACAGCGAUCCCUCAAACCCAGUCCCUGAAAGACACAGCAAAACUACAGAACCUCACCUUCAAACCCAGCCAUACAAGUACCUUUGUAGAAGUGCCCAAACAUGCCAACCCAGGUAGUGACUGGAAUCUUGAACACCUUAGUGCGGGUAUCGCCUCUAUUUUAGGCACCCCAAACCUUCCAAUUGCUCCAAUCGUCCAAGAAACAGAAGAAAUUCAACCGGACAGGCAAACUAAAGCCUUCAUUCCAGACCCAAAAGUCUCAAACGCCAUGUCUACAAACUUCGCAAAACUGUGCUCGGAGAUUUUAGGGACAGGAACGAUUGAAAACGCGGAACAAGAAGGGAACGUGGAAGAUGGAGGAACGUUUCUAGAUUCACACACGGGAAGCGAGGAGAUUCUUCCACCCCAGCAAGCCGAGGAAGACCUUGAGAAGCCUCUGAUACAGGCAGGUGAGGAUGUCAGCGAAGGGGGGAUGGGAGAUGGAGAUGCUUUCACCGAAGCGACUGAAGACACCCUACAGCUAUCCCAAGAAGAGUUGGGAACACUGCUUGACAAUGAUAUAGAGAAGGUGCUGGAUCUAAUCGAAGCAGGGCUUGAAUUAUCGAUAGAAGAUGUCUUAUCCAGUUCCGUAGAGAAGGACAAACCCAGAGAGAGUAUUGGACAAAGAGUGUUCGAAGCAGGGAAACCAGAAACCGAAAAUCCUUUAAACACCGGCAGUGAAGAUCUGUCCAGGAGGACGGUCUGUUGGCACUCUUGGCCCCCUACUGGAGUAACCAGAGCAGGCCCUGCAGAAGAAGAGUCCUCGCUUACAAGUCUGGUAGAACCCGAAAAUGUGGUAACUCCAACCGCACCUGAAACAUCUGGACAGGAAAGUGACGAUGUCGAAGAUCUCAGCGAUGUAGAAUGCAUGAAGGACGACCAGUUGGAUUUAGUUAAAGAUGUCCAGGAGAUGACAACAGCCAGGCGACCCCUGCUUUUCACAGGCAUUGACCUUUCUGUGGUCCCUGAGACAAGAGGUUCACCAGAAGGUGCUUUGAGCAAUUUGGAGACUCUGAGGGCCAGCCAAACACUUCCUGCUCAAUCCCAAAGCGAGAGCUGGAACCUGGAGUCUCCAGAGUGUAGGGAAGACACCCAGGAGUUUGUAAUUGCCAGGAAGCGUGGUUCUGGUGACCGGGAGGUAGUUCCUAAACAGAAGACUCCGCCACCAUCACCACCACCACCACCACUACCACUACCACCAUUCAGGGAGGUGGAUGAGAGACUCAGCCUCAACUGCUCCUUCGCCUGUUGGUCUUUGGCGAUCCUCAUGUCUGUGGGCUUCUAUCAUCCCACUGUCUUCCUCAUAGUGGGGCUUUACCUCUUGAGCCUCUGCUUCUGAAGGAAGACACCUUCACAUGUGUUUGCUAUUGCUGCAGUUUCCAUACAGAAGCUACAGGUGUGAUAAUACAAACUUCACAACCCCGUCAA